Capsella rubella is the source of this 1271-nucleotide messenger RNA. Its product is annotated as flavone 3'-O-methyltransferase 1. The record is from RefSeq and is a predicted model, not a curated record. Gene Ontology annotation, molecular function: protein dimerization activity; O-methyltransferase activity; S-adenosylmethionine-dependent methyltransferase activity. NCBI's taxonomy places the organism in Eukaryota, Viridiplantae, Streptophyta, Magnoliopsida, Brassicales, Brassicaceae. Gene Ontology annotation, biological process: methylation. The transcript is spliced from 4 exons. The coding region runs from base 1 to 1095 and encodes 364 amino acids.
AUGGGCUCAACGCCAGAGACAAAGACAAAUCCGGUGCAAGUCACCGACGACGAAGCUAACCUCUUCGCCAUGCAGCUAGCCAGCUGCUCCGUUCUUCCAAUGGUUUUACAAGCAGCUUUAGAGCUCGACCUUCUCGAGAUCAUGGCCAAAAACGUUUCUCCUAUGUCUCCGGCUGAGAUCACUUCCCAUCUCCCGACCAAAAACCCGGAAGCUCCACUCUUACUCGACCGUGUCCUUCGGCUUCUUGCGUCUUACUCCAUCCUAACCUGCUCCGUCUGUACUAUUCCAGGCGGCCAUGGGGUGGAGCGGCUUUACGGGCUUGGUCCGGUUUGCAAGUACUUGACCAAGAACGAAGACAGCGUCUCCGUUGCUCCUCUUUGUCUCAUGAACCAAGACAAGGUCUUCAUGGAAAGCUGGUACCAUUUGAAGGAUGCAAUUCUUGGUGGGGAAACACCAUUCAACAAGGUUUAUGGCAUGAGCGUGUUAGAGUACCAAAGGACGGACACUAGAUUCAACAAAGUCUUGAAAGAUGGAAUGUCAAACCAUUCCACACUAUCUAUGAAGAAGAUUCUAGAGACCUAUAAAGGUUUUGAUGGCUUGACCUCUCUGGUUGAUGUUGGUGGUGGGACUGGUGCUACUCUCAAAAUGAUUAUCUCCAAAUACCCCAAUCUUAAAGGCAUCAACUUUGAUCUUCCCCAUGUAACCAAAGACGCUCCUCGUUCUCCUGGGAUUGAGCAUGUUGGAGGAGAUAUGUUUGUAAGUGUCCCCAAAGGUGAUGCCAUGUUCAUGAAGUGGAUAUGUCACGCCAAGAGCGACGAACAAUGUCUUAAAUUCUUGAAGAACUGUUACGACGCGCUUCCAGAGAAUGGGAAAGUGAUAGUAGCUGAGUGUGUACUUCCAGAGACUCUAGACUCAAGCCUUAUGACCAAACAAGCACUCCAUGUAGACUGCAUAAUGUUGGCACACAGUCGCGAAGGCAUAGAACGGACUGAGAAAGAGUUCGAGGUACUUGCUAAAGGGUCCGGUUUUCAUGGCAUUAAAGUUGUCUGCAAUGCUUUUGGUAUUCAUAUCAUUGAAUUUCUCAAGAAAAUCUGAAGAAACAAAGUCACUUAAACAUAUUGUUCUCAUGCCUUCGUUGAUGAUCAACUUCCCCACUUUUGUCUAUCUUGUGUUGUUGCUUCCGUUAUAAAAUAAUGCUAAUAUGCCAUUGCUGUUUAAUAGAGGUUUACUUAAGGAUUAUAAUUGAUACACGGUUUGUUUCUUUAUUAGAA